UACAAACCUCCCAGGGUGCACCAUCGCGCCGUGAGAUCAUUACGGUGGACACGCCCGCCUCGAGGACAAGACUCCGUGCCGUCUCAUGUGCUCUCCUCCUGGCCGGCUGCUGGCUGCUGGCUGCUGGCUGCUGGCUGUGGGCUGUUCGCCCGACGUUGUUUCGUCUGGAGAGAGCGGCAAAGCAGACACAGGCAGGAGGGUAGCGAGCGCGCAAGCGGACGUGCGAGAUAGUACUUAGGCCACAUGCUCUUCCUGCUCGACCACUCAACCCGACCGCCCGACCCUUCCCCGACUGCUCCCAUCGUUCUUGUUAUGAUUAUUGUUUGCAUGCCCGGCCCGGCAGGCGACACCCAGCGAGGCCUCGAGCACAUCACAUAACUCGUCGCACAAACACAUCUGUACACACACAUACAACGCCAUCGCGCUCCUUGCCUCUCUGCUUGCACCUGUUCAUCUCUAUAUGCCUGGCUCGCCAUAGCGUGGCGUGGUCUGGCCCAAGUGCCUGCUUGAUCUUGUGCCUACCUCGGACGGACGCGCAGUCGACUCAGGCCUGGCGGCGGUUACUUGUGGUAGGCAGCUACCGCGUAGAGACGGCUGGCUUCUGUGCUCCUCGACACCACCCUGGAGUUGACUCAUCGACUCGGGCCGGCUGCUUUCGAUACUCAUCGGCGCGCUGCCUUGGCAGACCGACUUUUGGGUCCAGCACCCAAAACCCUCCCCCCUCCCCCCCCGCCUUGUUCGGGUUACGGAGUAGUCUGCGACAGCUCACACAUUUCGGAUUUCUGCCCUUCCUGUUGGUUUUCUUUGGGUGUCGCAAAGAAACAGAAAACCCGUUUCCCGUCGCCGUCGCCCUCGCUGUCAACACUUCGUCACUAUCUGGCCCGGGCGAGGGUACCCAUAUCCGAUCCGAUUCGCGAUGUUGAGCACACUGUUUAGUGGCGGCGCUAGCGAAGCCAAUACGACUGCGACUGGGGCUGGGGGCCCAAGUACAGGUACAGGCACAGGCUCCAGUGCCAGCCUCGCGAGUGCCGCUGCCGAGGCCCCGCAAAGGCGCAGCACAGGCAUCACGUCGAACCCAACCUGGCCCAAGCUGAACCUGGACGGGGCGUCACCCCAGUCCCUGUCGGGCCCAGGUCUAGGUUCGGGCUCGGGCUCAGGCUCAGAUUCAACUCGCCCUGCAUGCCCAGUUCCUGGACACACUGCACCACCGACACCUGCACCCACGGCCGCGACCACGGUUGCUGCGACUGCGACUGCAGGGCCGCCCCCAAGCGAUAACAAUUUCUCUGGUUAUCGUGCAUCGUCUACACUUUCGCCCGCUCCUGCUGCCACUCAUCCCACCACCGACUUACCAUCCACCACAACAACCUUCGCUGCUGCCGCUGCCGCUGCCGCCGCCGCUGCUGUGGCAUUGCCUGUUUCUGCGCCGCCUGCGUCCGCGUCCGCGUUUGCACCCACGUCUGCAUCCACUCUCGCCAACAACGAUCACCACCACCGCCGCCGACGCCACGACGCCUUUGAAUCCCAUUCGCCCCCAGCAAACUGCUUCAACCAGCCGGACUGUUUGUCUUCUGCCUCGCCCUCCCCACAGCCUGCCACUCCGAGAUCGCCUUUCCCGAGUCGCGCACACCAGCACGCGCACGCCUCCAAGCCGCUUGGUAUUUCCCACACACCCCCUGGUCGCGACCACGCCUCCUGGUCGCCCGGCGGACCAUCCCGCUCGCAACUGACCAAGAGCCUUCUGAUCGACCCAGCGCCCGUCGUGAGGCUUGCCGACGGCGACGGCGACAUCGACCUCAACGACUUCGAAUUCGACGACUUUCUCGAGUCUUCCGGGCCUCCCGCGCCUUCCAGGCCACCCCCCACUGAUUCCGCCACCAUGACAACCGGCCCUUUCGACUCGGCCAUGGGCCGCAGUCGACAGGACUCCUUCGUCGGCGCAAAGCCCAUCUCCAUGAACAUACAGAACCCCAACCGUGACCAGGGCAGCCGUCCCAGGCGAGAGUCGCUCGCUGGUAGCCUCAUGGCCGGCAGCCUCAUGGGCGGCAUGAGCUGGGGAGGAAUAUCCGUCGGCAGCUUCAUCCGGGACGAGGUCCUGACGGGCACUUCACCGUUCGUCACCUUUGGGCAGUCGCCCUCACUCCAGUCGACGUCCUACCUCCCCAAGCUUGAACAGAAUUUUAUGAGGGACUUCAGGUGCUGCGAUCGGACAUGGCCCACCCUGCACGACCUCCUGCAGCAUUACGAAGAGAACCACCAUGGCAACCCGAGCAUGCAGAUGAGCAGCCCUCCCGGCGCCAGCAUCAAUAAGCAGGGACUGUUCCCCAUGCAGGGUAGCUCUCGGCAGCCCAGCAGCCGUCCUGUCCAUCCCAACACGUCCAUGCCCGCUGGUCAAAAUGGUCUGUCAGGAAUGGGGAUGCAGAUGCCAGGGCAGAUGGGCCAGCAAAAUCGACAAUAUAAUGGCAUGUCAGGCACGAGCCUGAACAUGGGCGGCAUAUCCUCCAUGAUGCAACAGCAGCGGUCUACUCCAGGGACACCCAGCCAGAGUCAAAUGUCCUUGAACGACGAGAUGGACGCCGUCGGAGACAUGGAGAUGGAUGAGAUGAUGGACGUUGACAACAGCCAAAGCACCAUGCAACAGACACGCCAGAUGUUUGGCCAGCAGCAGAGGCCACAGCUGCACCUGAACAGCUCCGGCCUCGGGGGGUUUGGCCAGCAGGGCCUUCGCACGUCCACGCCCACAACCCCAGCAGCCGCGGGCUUUGGGUUCCAAAACAAUCCGACAGUAUCCUCGGUCAAUACGCCCACGCUGGGCACACAGCCUUUCCGUGGCCAGUUCCAGCAAGAUACCUCGAGUAUCGACACCCCGACUGCCGACUUGAUGGAUGACGACAUGUCCGGACUGCCUAAGAUGAGCCUGGGCAACCUCAACUUCAACGGACUUGGCGGUCUGAACGGGAUGAACUCGUCACAAUUUGGCGGCAUGAACUUUGGGAACGGAAACGGCAAUAACAUGAACUUCGGGACCAUUUCUGACCCUGGCAAACAGCUCUUCAGCCCUGGCGGCGGUUCUUUGACCCCCGAGCAGCAGAAUAUGCAGCAGCAGUUUGCGCAGUUCGGCAUCGAUGUCAGCACGUUGCCCCCAGGGACAGAUCCGGCGACUCUGUUGCAACAGUUGGCCCCCCUAGCCAUCCAGGAGGAGCACAAGCCGUUCAAGUGUCCGGUCAUCGGAUGCGAAAAGGCCUACAAGAACCAGAAUGGACUCAAGUACCACAAGACACAUGGCCACUCCACGCAGCAGUUGCAUGAGAACGGCGACGGUACAUUUUCGAUCGUCAACCCGGAAACCAGCGCCCCCUAUCCCGGAACCUUGGGCAUGGAAAAGGAGAAACCGUUCAAGUGUGAUGUCUGCGGGAAACGCUACAAGAACCUGAACGGGCUGAAAUACCACAAGGCCCAUUCGCCCCCUUGCGACCCGGACGUGGUGGCGAGGCAGCAGAACGCCAUGGCCACACUUGCGGCCCUCAGCACCGGCAACCCAAUGGCUAUGAACCUUGCCAAUAUCGCUAACCUCGGCCAUGGCCUUCCCAACAUCGGGGAGGAGCAGCCUCAAUGAGAUGGGGCCGACCACGAGUCGGAAAGCAGCCAGGGAGAGCCUGACGAGGGGCCUGUGGCAUCUUUGGAGCUUCAGGAUCAAUCCAACCCCUCGUCGCGCCACAAAUGCAACCUGAUGGAUCCCACGACUGGCGAGCCCUGCACUGCGGACUUUUCCAGGGCAGGUCACCUGCGGCGUCAUCAAGAAACCAUCCAUCACAUUGCUACCGCUACGUUCCGCUGUGAUGUCUGUGACAAGGAACGGGUCUUCAACCGGCUCGACACUUUGCAGAGACAUUAUCGGCAGGUUCACCCUGGCUUGGAGUCACCUCACGGACGGCGUGCGACCGGCUAAGAAGCCCGGUCUUGCUCUCCAGAGAUGAGCACGCCCUGAUUCCACAAGCACUCGUGUGUCUCUCCCUGUCGACCUCAUCUCUGGACCUCUUACCCACUCCUCUCAACCCUCGCCUUAUCGAUUUCUUUGAAAACUGGAGAGGCAGUCAUUUCAGCAUCUGGACAGGCGUUGCUUCGAUCUAGACUUUCAGGGUUGCCCUCUCCAAUAUACCCCAAAAUACCCGGAGACUUAGACUGCAGAUUCUACUUCAUGACCUGGUCUCUUGGUUAUUGUUGUUUUUACUUCGACGACUUCUGGAGUAUCUCCCCUCCAGCUUAUACAUCCGAUUCCCUACCACAGCGACUACACGGUGCCCCAGCACGCCCCAGCACAUCCUGACCAUCGGCUACUCCUCACCAUCCUAUCAGGACUGGCCGGUCACUUGGGUCCGACGUGUCUCCGAGUACAAGCGUCCGCAGCGCAUUGUACCCGUCAGCGUGUAACUAGCGGUAUUCUGAAUAUUUGUUUUGGAUGCUUGAGCAGGAUUCGGAUUGGAUCGAAGACAAUAGACCCCUUGUAUUGCUUCACGUUGUGCGUUCCGGAACGAAGCACUUUCCAGCUUGUUUGUCUUUUGGUGUACCUGCACGCAAUUUCUUUAUUCACGAUGAUGACAAGAGCCACCCUAAAAGUACGCGAGCGUGGCAAGAGGGUUAAAACAAAAAAGUCGUCGGUGAGCUCUGGGAGGUGCCUGAUACAUAUUUUCCUGUCAUAUUCCUUGCAGGGCGGCUUAGCGAAACAAAAAAAAAAAAAAAGAAGAAGUCGAGAGAGGGAAGUUUCCCUGGGCGUUAGGUUGGAUUGGAAAAGAAAAGAAACCCACAGACAGGGUGGCAUCUAGAGGAGUUGCUACGUCUGGGUCAUUGCUACUACUCUCAAGGAAAUCAAUCAAUCGCGGUUUAUUACCACAAGUAACAUGAAGACAAAUGCACCAAUGGCCGCCUGUGUCACAAUCUGUGAGGAGCUGCUGGAGCCAGAAUCAGCUUCGGUCUAUACUCACCCAAGGGUUCGACUUCUCACGUCUACUUCACGUUGUCCGCUUCCACGGCACACUCACAAUCAUCACCUGUGGGGCGUCACCUUCUUGGACACCAGGAUAAUGAAUGUCUCGAUCGGUCAACGUGCAGCCACGAACAGGUUCUCAGCUCCGGCGGAUGUUUCUUGUAGGGCAAUGCCACUCCCAUUGCGUCAUAUCCAAACGAGAUCGCCGCGGCCGAGUCAUCAUCCUGGAGGCGAGCAGCCUUGGGCUAAGGCGUCUGUGAUCAGCCCCCGAGGACAUCGCUUUCCAGUGCGUUGAAGUCGAAGGGGGAAGGGUGGUCCGAGGGGCGAUACGCAUGUCUACCCAUCAGGCCCCCGCUGCCUACUUGGGGACUGGCACGAUCCACCUUGACGUACGAUCCCUCCGGUUCUGGGUGCCGUGGUGAUCUGCUUGGCGCGAGUGAUCUGAAUGAGUUCCGGGCCAGGGCGAAGGCGAUGUCGCGUGACGGCCUUCUAACGGUCCACUCGGGCCGGUUUGUUGCAGAAGCCCACCGUUUGUGCGUUGUUGCUGGCUGUUUCCCAUCGUUUCGUGGCUCAAGUGCUGGGUGUCUGUGUUCCAGAAGGGCUUCGUCGUAAUUAAUAGCACAAGCAGGGGCAAUCACGGUUUCUACCACAUAUACAGCCUAGGGAAG
Molecule: messenger RNA, 5652 nt
Organism: Diaporthe batatas
Lineage: Eukaryota; Fungi; Ascomycota; Sordariomycetes; Diaporthales; Diaporthaceae
Product: zinc-coordinating transcription factor SFP1
Exons: 3
Coding region: 917-3616 (899 amino acids)
Cellular component (GO): nucleus
Source: RefSeq, a predicted model, not a curated record